ACAUGUACGCCUUCUCAUCACUACGCUGGCAUACCGCCGUCGUGCUUUAUGCAACUGCAUUUUAUAACACUGCAUAUCCGAUCCUGAUCAGCAGCGGCAGGGCUUCCUCCAAAAUAGAAAUUGAUACUCAGCCUCUUUCGUUCACUGGGAAGAAAGAAGCCACGUAAGUCUUUCAUUGAUUUUGAUUAGAAGAAAAAACAAGGGCCCCUUUCUUAGACAAUCAAUCAUGGAGAGACAUUGACCAGAUCAUCUAUUUGGGGCAAAGAUUUACGCUAAACGGUCUUUAGAAAGAGAACAGUGGUACACUGCCAAGACAGAAAGCACACUUCUCAUGCAUGCACUAGCGCAGUAUAACAAAAGGCAUGAAUACGCACGCGUCUUAUCAUCAUUUUCGGCUGAAUUCAUUCUCCAUGAUCAUCAUCAACUUCAAAGUCUCGCCGAA
Molecule: messenger RNA, 442 nt
Organism: Meira miltonrushii
Lineage: Eukaryota; Fungi; Basidiomycota; Exobasidiomycetes; Exobasidiales; Brachybasidiaceae
Exons: 1
Source: RefSeq, a predicted model, not a curated record